This is a messenger RNA of Zingiber officinale, 1568 nucleotides long. Its product is annotated as branched-chain amino acid aminotransferase 2, chloroplastic-like. Gene Ontology annotation, biological process: branched-chain amino acid metabolic process. Gene Ontology annotation, cellular component: chloroplast. Bases 112 to 1356 code for a protein of 414 amino acids. NCBI's taxonomy places the organism in Eukaryota, Viridiplantae, Streptophyta, Magnoliopsida, Zingiberales, Zingiberaceae. The record is from RefSeq and is a predicted model, not a curated record. The transcript is spliced from 10 exons. Gene Ontology annotation, molecular function: branched-chain-amino-acid:2-oxoglutarate transaminase activity.
GCCGAAGCGAUAAAUCAAGAGGGAGAGAAUUUUGACCCUCUUUCCGUCUUCCUUCUCCGCAGAUUCAGCGAGGGGACGUAGGAUUCUAGAGGGAGAGGAACCGGAGAUCUAAUGGAGCAGAGCCUUCUUCUUCCUCGGCUAAGAGCCGAUCAUGGCCUCAUCCUCGCGUCCCCGUUCAUCACCUACGCUCAUGCUUCCGGUUGGAGGCGCUGCCAUUCCUCGUCGUUCUCUUCGCUCAAGAUCCAGAGUCAGCUUCGUCCAAUGUCUGUGGUUUCAGGGCCCCUUAGCACUAUAAGAUGUGCAGUAACUGAAACAAGUGUUUACAGCAAGGAAUCUACGGAAACAGUAGACUUGGACUGGGAUAAUCUUGGAUUUGGACUGGUUCCCACUGAUUAUAUGUAUAAGAUGAAAUGUACCCAAAAUGGGAUAUUCACAGAAGGAGAAUUGUUACGUUAUGGGCCCAUUGAAUUAAGUCCAUCUUCGGGAGUAUUGAAUUAUGGGCAGGGAUUAUUUGAAGGUCUCAAAGCAUACAGGAAGGAAGAUGGAUCAAUUCUAUUAUUUCGACCUGAAGAAAAUGCCUUACGAAUGAGAAAGGGUGCUGAAAGGAUGUGCAUGCCUGCACCAUCAGUGGAAAAGUUUGUUGAUGCUGUAAAGCUCACUGUUUUGGCAAACAAGCGCUGGGUGCCACCUACAGGUAAAGGUUCACUGUACAUUAGACCACUUCUUAUUGGUAGUGGUGCUGUUCUUGGUCUGUCACCUGCUCCUGAAUAUACUUUUCUUAUCUUUGUCUCACCUGUUGGAAACUAUUUUAAGGAGGGCUUGGCUCCAGUAAACUUAUUAGUUGAAAAUGAGUUUCACCGUGCAGCACCAGGUGGAACAGGGGGUGUUAAGACCAUUGGCAAUUAUGCAUCAGUCCUCAAAGCGCAAAAGAAAGCCAAGGAGAAUGGUUUUUCAGAUGUAUUAUAUCUUGACUCCACUCACAAAAAGUAUCUCGAGGAAGUUUCAUCCUGUAAUAUUUUUGUUGUGAAGAACAAAGUCAUUUCCACCCCAGAAGUAAAAGGAACUAUAUUGCCUGGCAUUACGAGGAAAAGUAUAAUUGAUGUUGCUCUAGGUCAAGGCUAUCAGGUCGAGGAGCGUGCAGUAUCAGUGGAUGAAGUGCUUGAUGCUGAUGAAGUUUUCUGCACCGGAACAGCCGUCGUGGUAACCCCGGUGGGAAGUAUAACAUUCCUAGGAAGAAGGGUGGAGUACGGCAACAAAGGAGUUGGGGCUGUGUCUCAAGAACUGUACUCUGAACUCACAAGAUUACAGAUGGGCCUUUUGGAGGAUAAGAUGGGUUGGACAAUGAAGUUAAACUAGGAAUUUCGAAACCAAAUAAACAAUCAGUGCAUCUCUCACGGUCGUUGUUUAAUCUUUGAAGGUAGACGGUGGUAAAUUAUUUGUGGACACUCAGAAUUGUCGUUGUAUUUUUCUUGAAUUAUGUUUCUGUCCAAUGAUUGUCACAGCAAGUCAAACAACACUUUUACCUUUUAUCUGUUUCUUUUAAAAAUUAUUUAUAAGUGUUUUUGUUA